This is a messenger RNA of Plenodomus lingam JN3, 1482 nucleotides long. RefSeq lists its product as uncharacterized. Gene Ontology annotation, cellular component: membrane. NCBI's taxonomy places the organism in Eukaryota, Fungi, Ascomycota, Dothideomycetes, Pleosporales, Leptosphaeriaceae. Gene Ontology annotation, biological process: transmembrane transport. The record is from RefSeq and is a predicted model, not a curated record. Gene Ontology annotation, molecular function: transmembrane transporter activity.
AUGGCUGUGGAGAAAGAGGAGCUUUCGGCGGCGGCGGCGGCGUCGUCGAGUUCUUCAGUGGAGGAUGUGGAGGUUAUGUCGGAGUCGGUUAAUGAGAAGAGGCUGCUACGGACACUGGAUUUGAGAUUGCUCCCCGCGGUGUCGAUAUUGUAUCUGUUGUCGUUUUUGGAUCGAAGUAACAUUGCCAAUGCACGCCUCGAAGGCCUGACAACCGAUUUGCACAUGUCUGCUGACCAGUACCUCACCGCUCUUACUCUAUACUUCAUCGGUUACGUUUUAUUUGAGUUGCCAUGCAAUGUCAUCUUGAAGAGGACGACGCCAAAAUUCUGGUUGCCGACGCUUACCAUCGUAUGGGGUAUCAUUGCAACGUUAAUGGGAUUUACCCAAAACGUGGCUGGAUUUUUCGCCGUGCGAUUCUUUCUUGGUGUUGCAGAAUCCGGACUAUUCCCAGGAGUGGUUUACUACUUGUCUAUGUGGUACAAACGAGAUGAAAGGCAAUACCGCAUCUCGCUGUUCUUCUCCUGUGCUUCUCUAGCAGGUGCUUUUGGUGGUAUCUUGGCAUAUGGUAUCGGACAUAUGCGAGGUGUAGGUGGAUACAAUGGUUGGAGAUUUAUCUUCAUUCUUGAAGGUUUGUUGACAAUCGUCGUCGGUGUUAUCGCGUAUUGGUUCAUUUCAAACUAUCCGGACACAGUCAGCUGGUUGUCGAACAAGGAGCGUGCCUUUAUCAAAGCUCGUUUGAAGGCGGAUUCCGAUGCCACAAAUGAUGAGGCCUUCAGCUGGGAUGCCGUCUUGAAUGGCUGUAAAGAUCCCAAAGUAUGGUUGUAUGGUCUCGGUUUCCACACCAUGAGUCUACCUCUGUAUACUCUGUCUCUCUUUCUGCCAACAAUCAUCAAAGAUAUGGGCUACACCGCCGCUCAAUCUCAACUACUCACCAUCCCGCCCUACGCCGUGGCCACCAUUUUCACAAUCUUCUGGGCCAUUUUGUCCGAACGAUAUGCAAAGCGCGGACUCUUCAUCAUCAUCACCUCGUCCGUAGCCAUCAUUGGCUAUAUUAUUCUGCUCGCCAACAAGAACCCGCAAGUUCAACCAGGCGUUUCCUACGCAGGCGUCUUCCUUGCCGCGAUCGGCAUCUACCCGUCGGUCGCUCUCGUAUUGAGUUGGCCGGCCAUCAACGUGUCCGGUCAGACUAAACGCGCGACAGCAAAUGCGAUGCAAAUCUCUAUUGGAAAUCUGGGUGCUGUGUUGGGAACGCAGCUAUACCGAGCAAACACAGCACCCAGAUAUGUGCUCGGACACUCGUUUGCACUUGGCUAUCUCUGCAUGAACAUCGUGGUCGUUAGUGCCUUAUUGUGGCUUCUAAACAAGGAAAACAGCGAAAAAGAGGCGUAUCUUGUUGCGCAUCCGGAUACACCUGGGUUUCAUGAUAGCGCAGAGGAUCUGAAGCAGGGUGAUCGCCAUCCCAGAUGGAGGUUUCAGAUCUGA